Peronospora belbahrii is the source of this 1509-nucleotide messenger RNA. The record is from the annotation of a GenBank genome assembly. NCBI's taxonomy places the organism in Eukaryota, Oomycota, Peronosporomycetes, Peronosporales, Peronosporaceae.
AUGACGGACGCAACUGCUGAGGAUUUUAAAGCCCAGGGUAACGAACUGUACAAACGCGGAGAUUAUCGACGUGCUAUUGACAAAUAUACGCAGGCCAUUGAUGCAGCUCCUACGGUUGUGGCUUAUUAUGGCAAUCGAUCAGCUGCUUCUUUUAUGCUUGGAAAGCAUAAGGAUGUUGUGACGGAUUGUAAUCGAGCGAUUGUAUUUGAUCCACUUUAUAUGAAGGGGGGGGACAAUGAAGCAGCUAUGAAGACGUAUCAAAUGGGUUUAAUACGUGACCCAAACAAUGCGACGUUGUUGAAUGAAAAGCGUACACUAGAAAUGGCACUGGAUAAUGUGCAACGGGGCAAGGAAUAUCUUGCAGCAGGAAAGUUUUCACAGGCAGUGAUGGUGUUUGAUCGAGCAGCGCAGGUAUGCACGGGCUCCAAUCAGAUCAAGUUGCUACGUGGCGAAGCGCUGAUUGGAUGUGAACGAUACGAUGAAGCUUUUGCUGUGCUGACACAGCUCAUGCGGACGGACUCAAGUAGUCCAGAACUCUUGUUUCUACGUGCACGAUGUCUAUAUUAUCAGGGUGAGUUUUCUAGUGCAAUUAAGCAUUUGCAACAAGCACUGCGGUCAGACCCAGACAAUAGCAAAUGCAUGAAAGAGAUUAAGCGAAUCCGCAGUCUAGAGACCAGCAAGGAGGAGGCCAAUAACGCUUUUAAGUAUGGCAAGAUGGCUGAGGCAGUGGAGAUGUACACGGAAUGUCUAAAGAUUGACCCACAGAACAAGGCUUUCAACUCAAAGAUUCACUGCAAUCGAGCCAAUGCGCUGUCGCGGUUGGGCCGGCACGAAGAGGCCAUUAAGGACUGCGACAAGGCGAUUUAUUAUGACCACGGAUACGCUAAAGCGUACCUGCGCAAGGCUGCUUGUCUGAAGGCCCUUGGCGGUAUGGAGAACUUGGAGCAGGCGCUGCGUGUGUAUGACCAAGCUUCGAAGCUGGUAGGUGAUGAUGCUCAGCGUGAUAUUCAAAACAACAUUCGCCAAACCAAGCUGGAUAUCAAGAAGGCGAAGCGCAAGGACUAUUAUAAGAUAUUGAACGUCUCGCAGACCGCCUCGGAAGCUGAGAUUAAGAAGUCAUACAAGAGGAUGGCUUUGAAGUUUCACCCGGACCGUCAUGCAGGCAAGUCGGAUGAACAGAAAGCGGAGGCGGAAGCUGCCUUCAAGGACGUAGGCGAGGCGUACGCGGUACUGUCUGAUGCACAAAAACGACAGCGCUAUGAUUCAGGGGUGGACCUUGAAGACCUCGAUAGUGACUUUGGAGGAGGCGGCAUGGGUGGUGGUGGCAUGGGCGGUGUUGAUCCUUCGCAGAUCUUUCAGAUGUUUUUUGGCAGUGGUGGCGGUGGCAUGGGAGGAAUGGGCGGUGGAAUGGGAGGAAUGGGCGGUGGAAUGGGGGGGACAACGAUACCAUUUUGGCUAGAAAGAGAAUUUGUAGGCUUUGUGUGCGCGUGCGAGCGUGUAAUGUUUUGA